CCACCGAAAACAGCGGCCAAGGCCCCAAAGAAGGAUCCAAAGGCCUCGAAACCCAAGAAGGAUGGCAGCGGCAAGGCUAAGAAGAAAAAGUGGUCGAAGGGAAAGGUCAGGGACAAGCUAAACAACAUGUGCCUGUUUGAUCAGGCUACCUACGAGAAGUUCCUCAAGGAAAUCCCUCAAUGUCGAUUGAUUACUCCUUCCUCUGUGUCUGAGCGCCUCAAGAUUCGCGUUUCUUUGGCUCGAGCAGCGCUUAACGAAAUGAAGAAUCAAGGUAAUGAAUGUCUUAGAAUUUGUAGUUCCUCAAUAGGUACUCUAAGGCAGAUUUCCAGUCAUCACGCUCAACAGAUCUACGUGCUGCAAACCUGUUGUGUCGAAACUCCUGACAUCUAUUUGGUACCGUACGAGGUCGGUCAUGUUCCCAAGUACCAUCGAUGGAUGCAAACUGGGGAGCUCCGAGUCCUCACCGCGUCCGAACCCUUGAGCUUAGAGGAGGAGUAUGAACAACAAAAGAGCUGGUUGGCCGGGGGGGAUCGCGUCACAUUCAUCCUUUUAGAGAAGUCGAGGUUGUCGAUUCUUGGUCGUCCUUCUUCUGUCUCUAUUCCCGAGGUGGAGUUGCCGACAUUGCAUUCUGUCGUUGAUAUGCAGGAUCGGGAAGUUUGCGAAGCUGAGGUUGGUGCUAUGAUCGGAGACGUCAACUUUUACCUUAUUCCUGAUUCUGAAUCGGAAGGUGACGAUGCAUUCGAGGGUGAAGUGUCUGUAAUGAUUGCCGAGGUCUCGUCGCGUGGUAAAGGUUUGGCUACUCAGGCGUUGGCUGGUAUGCUACUUUAUACUGAACACUAUUUUGGGAGCUGUGUAACUGCAGUCGUAGCCAAAGUUUCCCUCGACAAUGAACCGAGCCUGAAGUUUUUCAAGAAUAAGCUCGGAUUUUUGGAGCGCAGACGCAAUGCUUGCUUCAAUGAGGUUGAGCUAGUUUGUCCCAAGUUUGAGACUGCGGGAUCCGCCGUCAUGCAGGCAGCCUCAAGGGCGAUUGAGCUGCAUAAAAUGUCCGGUCGAGAUUGGCUCUUCCGUGUAUUCCCCAUCAACAACUUUAGAUCCUUCCUAUUUCAAAAUCUUGAUCUUGACUGGUUUUCCUGCGAGGAUUACUACGAACACCAACUUAGAUUCUCUUAG
Messenger RNA from Hydatigera taeniaeformis, 1170 nucleotides. The record is from the annotation of a GenBank genome assembly. Lineage: Eukaryota; Metazoa; Platyhelminthes; Cestoda; Cyclophyllidea; Taeniidae.